AUGGCCGAGUGGAACGAAAUGCACAAGGGCGGCAAUGAAAAACGAGAUUCCGAAUUGGAAGAAUUUGAGACGCCCGCACGUUAUCGACCCGACUCCUUAAGUGCCCUCAGUCGUACCACACGUUUCACAGAGGAUGAAAUCAAACGAAUUUAUCGCGGUUUUAAGGCUGAGUGUCCGACGGGCGUCGUCAAAGAGGACACAUUCAAAGUUAUCUACUCGCAAUUUUUCCCCCAGGGAGCCAAUCCCACCCUGUAUGCACAUUACGUUUUCAACACACUCGAUCAGGAUCACAGCGGCAUUGUUAGCUUUGAGGAUUUCGUUCAAGGACUUUCGAUAUUGUCGCGCGGCUCUGUAGAGGAGAAACUGCGUUGGACAUUCUCGUUGUACGACAUCAACGGCGAUGGCUUCAUAACGCGGGAGGAAAUGACUGAUAUUGUGACUGCCAUUUACGAGCUGAUGGGACGCCUGCCGGACGAGUGUCCCGCGGAGGAGAAAAUCAAAUGCAAAGUCGACCACAUAUUUCAG
Rhagoletis zephyria (snowberry fruit fly) is the source of this 525-nucleotide messenger RNA. Its product is annotated as Kv channel-interacting protein 4-like. Lineage: Eukaryota; Metazoa; Arthropoda; Insecta; Diptera; Tephritidae. Gene Ontology annotation, molecular function: calcium ion binding. The record is from RefSeq and is a predicted model, not a curated record.